UGUAAAGUAUAAGUUGCAUAUAAUUAUUUAUUGAAAAAUAAGGUUUUGGGAACCUACUAAAAAGGCUACCACCACUCUGCUAUUCACGCACUGCCUGCCAGAGUAUCUGUUCCAAUAAACCCUAAAACCUUUUUAGGGCUUUUGUUCUCUUUAUAUAUCACUCGGCUGUUCUCAUUUGGCAGCGGCCUUCGGAUUUCAUUUUAUUUCUUUCUUCAUAUAUUUGCUAUGGGUAAAUCCUCCAAGAAAUCUGCCUCUAAGGUAUCGGCUCCUGCGGUCGUUGCUGCACCUGUUCCUACCAAGCCUUUAAAGAAAGGCAAGAGGGAAGCAGAGGAUGUUGCUGGGAAGGAAGUGGUGAGUGCUAAAAAACAGAAAGUGGAGGAAAAGAAGAAUGUAUUGAAGCCUGAGAAGAAGGCCGUGAAGGUGGAAUCCUCGAGUGAGGAGGAUACUUCUUCUGAGUCGGAGCAUGAGCCCAAGGUCAAGGUAGCUGCCAAGAACGGCCAUGUGGACUCAAACCCUAAGAAGCCUUCAGUUGCUGCAAAGAACGGUCACUUAGCCUCCAAGAAAAAGGCUGAAUCUAGUGAUGAUUCUGACUCCUCUGAGGAUGAAUCCAGUUCAGACGAUGAAGUUGCUGCAGUUAAGAAAGCUCCUGCACCUCUGGCAAAAAAGGGCCCAGCUCCUGUUCCUGCCAAGAAGGAGGACGAAUCAAGUGAUGAUUCUGAUUCUUCAUCAGACGAUGACAGUUCUGAUGAGGAUGUUGCUGCAGCAAAGAAAGCAACUCCUGCUGUGAGUCACAAGAAAUCUGAAGCUUCAACAAAGAAGAAAGAUGAAUCCAGCAGUGAGGAUUCUGACUCUUCGGAAGACGAGUCUGAUACUGAAGAGGAUGCUCCAACAGGCAAGAAGGCUCCUGCACCCCCUGUGAACAAGGCCCCCGUAGCUGCUAUAAAAAAGAAGGAUGACUCGAGCAGUGAUGAUGAGGAGAGCUCUGAUGAAGAUGUCCCAGCUAAGAAUCACUUGAAAGCUGUUGCAAAGAAGGAUGAGUCGAGUGAGGAAUCUGAGUCAGAUGAUAGCAGCAGCUCAGAGGAGGAUGUCCCUAAAACUGCUGCUGUCAAAACGACCAUUGCUGAAACAAAACAGGCAAAGGAUGAAGACUCUGACGAUGAGAGUUCUGAAGAAAGUGAUGAUGAGGAGCCUCAAAAGAAAAAAAUCAAGCAGUCUGGAGCUCCAAAUGCUGUUAAAUCAAGCAAGGGAGCUGAAGAAGAUGACAGUAGUAGUGAAGAAGAAAGUUCGGAUGAGGAUGAACCUACGAAAACGCAGGGGGCAAAGAAGGACACUGAUGUGGAAAUGAUUGAUGCAACAGCUUCAAAGGCAAAUGCUGAGAAAGGGUUUGACAAAUCUCCCAAGACCCCAACCACUCCGAAAGAGCAGUCAACUGGCUCCAGAACUCUAUUUGUUGCGAAUCUUCCCUUCUCUGUCGAGCAAGCUGAUGUUGAGAAUUUCUUCAAACCAGCUGGAGAAGUUGUUGAUGUUCGCUUUGCCGUUCACCCAGACAAUUCAUUAAAAGGUUUUGGUCAUGUGGACUUUGCUACUGCUGAAGAAGCACAGAAGGCUGUGAACGAAUUAAAUGGGAAAGAUUUGCUUGGCCGUGCUUUGAGGCUUGAUCUUGCUAGGGAAAGGGGAGCAUACAUCCCAAGGAGUGGAGAUUCACAAUCUUUCCAGAAGGGACAGAGUGCUCAGGGUCUCAGAGUAUUUGUCCGUGGAUUUGAUAGAAAUGAUGGUGAAGAUCAGAUUAGGAACUCACUGAAAGAUCAUUUUGGUUCUUGUGGUGAAAUUGCAAGAGUUUCCAUUCCACAAGAUCCAGAGGGUGGUGUUAAAGGUAUAGCAUAUAUCGACUUCAAGGAUUCAGAUGCGUUCAACCAGGCUCUGGAACUAAAUGGAUCGGAAUUUGGAGAGGGCAGCCUUACAGUUGAAGAGGCAAGGUCUCGAGGAAAGAAGACAACAUUCAAUGACGACGAGUAGUGUGGUAAAAUGUUUUGUGGGGACCAGAAUAGAAUCAUCAUGGCUCUUACACUGGGUUGCCUUGAUUAUGGCCGAGUUUUUUGGAGCAAUUUGGAGUUCUGUUUAUUUACUUUAGUUUGUGUGUGGUGACCGCCAGACUCUGAAGUUGAAAUAACUACAUUUAUGUUUUCGUAUCUCUAUGGUUACAUGUAUUGUCAUUUAUAUGCACUAUAAAAUGAUACAAUGCAUAGGAUUUAAAGGAUGGUUUUUUUUCUCUAGCACAACUGUAUGCUAUAUGGAUUAUAAUUUUUGAAUUUUUUGGAUAUAAUAUUGCAAAAUCGGGUCCGUAGCUUAGUGGUAGUACUCAAGUUAAUUUUGCGUGUGGUAUGGUAAAUUGCUUGACGAGUUUUGUUGUCUUUUAGAAUAGAAAUUGAUGAG
Messenger RNA from Striga asiatica, 2433 nucleotides. The record is from the annotation of a GenBank genome assembly. NCBI's taxonomy places the organism in Eukaryota, Viridiplantae, Streptophyta, Magnoliopsida, Lamiales, Orobanchaceae.